This is a messenger RNA of Spirometra erinaceieuropaei, 807 nucleotides long. NCBI's taxonomy places the organism in Eukaryota, Metazoa, Platyhelminthes, Cestoda, Diphyllobothriidea, Diphyllobothriidae. The record is from the annotation of a GenBank genome assembly.
AUGGUCACCCUGCCCGCCGACAAGGGGCGCUCUACUGUCGUCAUGGAUAGGGCUGAGUACUUCAAAAAACUAGACAACCUCUUGAUGGACGAGGAAGCUUAUGCGCCAUCGACUGUCAGCGAGUUCAAAAAGCUCGUUUACAGCAUAAACAAGACGAUCGGCCGGCUGAGGAAGGCGGGCACUCUUACUAGAAGGGAAGCGCUGGCCGCAAAAGCCAGUGAUGCCGCAAUGGCGCGCUUCUACGGCUUACCAAAGGUCCACAAGCCGGGAGUGCCGCUACGCCCCAUCGUCUUCUUACGUGGUACUCCAAACUUUGGGCUGUCAAAGUGGCUGUACCAGCGACUUCCUUUCCUUACCAAGGAUUCAGAGUGGACAGUGAAGUCGGCUGAAGAGUUUUUGGCACGCAUCAAACGUCUGGAAUUGGAGGCAGAUGAGGUGAUGGUGCUUUUUGACGUGAUCUCAUUGUUCACCUCCAUCCCACCCGCGCUGGCUAUCGACACUAUUGACGGUUUUCUCCAGGAAAAGUAUGAUGAGACCGAUCAACAGCUCAAACGGGUUCACAUCAUCGAGCUUCUAGAACUAUGUCUUAAGACGUUCUUUACAUUCAACGGCCAGGUCUACGAGCAAAAGAAGAGGACACCAAUGGGCUCGCCUCUAUCUGGAUUAAUUGCCGAAGCGGUUUUGCAGAGGCUUGAGCGGCUGGUCUUCAGCUCGUACCCCCCAAAAUUCUGGGCCAGAUACGUCGACGACACUUUCGUUAUCAUUAAAAGGGGCGAUGUGCAGACUUUCAAGGCACUAUUGAAAUAA